Messenger RNA from Arachis stenosperma, 1901 nucleotides. RefSeq names its product glutathione synthetase, chloroplastic. The transcript has 12 exons. The record is from RefSeq and is a predicted model, not a curated record. The coding region runs from base 23 to 1636 and encodes 537 amino acids. Lineage: Eukaryota; Viridiplantae; Streptophyta; Magnoliopsida; Fabales; Fabaceae. Gene Ontology annotation, molecular function: glutathione synthase activity; glutathione binding; ATP binding. Gene Ontology annotation, cellular component: cytosol. Gene Ontology annotation, biological process: glutathione biosynthetic process.
GAAAAAGACAAUAAAAGUCAAAAUGGGUGUGAGCUUAUGCUUCACCACUUCCGCCACUUACACUCUUCCUUCAUUCUCUUCCUCCUACAACAGAUCACCAUCGCUUUCCCAAACCCUGUUUUUCCCAUUUUGCCCCAAGCCCCUCUUCUCCCUCAACCUCAACCUCAUGUCCAAGUCCAAGUCUGGCAACGUUGAUGACCACACGCUCACGUCAUCACUCUUCGAUUACCAUCGCUUCGAUCAUCAACUGCUCCAAUCCAUCGCUUACGAUUCUCUUGUUUGGGCCUCACUUCACGGCCUCCUCGUUGGCAACAAAUCCAUCCAGAAUUCCGGAACUGUCCCUGGUGUUGGCUUGGUUCAUGCGCCCUUUGCAUUGUUGCCGAAUCCAUUCCCUGAGAUUCGUUGGAAGCAAGCGUGUCACUUAGCCCCUUUGUUCAAUGAACUUGUUGAUCGAGUUAGUUUGGACGGAAAAUUUCUCCAAGAAUCUCUCUCCAGAACUAAGAAGGUUGAUGAAUUUACCUCCAGACUUUUAGAUAUUCAUUCCAAGAUGCUAGAGAUUAACAAGAAAGAGGAUAUACGAUUGGGAUUACAUCGUUCAGACUAUAUGCUUGAUGAACAGACUAACUCACUUCUACAAAUAGAGCUCAACACUAUUUCCUCUUCUUUUGCUGGUCUUAGCAGCCUUGUGUCCCAACUUCAUAGGAACACACUAAGUCACUAUGGAAAAUUGCUUGGACUAGAUUCUGAAAGGGUUCCUGCCAAUAAUUCUGUCAACCUGUUUGUAGAGGCAUUAGCUAAAGCUUGGAGUGAGUAUAAUAACCCCAGGGCUGUGAUUAUGUUUAUAGUUCAGGCUGUGGAACGAAACAUGUAUGACCAACAUUUUCUCUCUGUAUAUCUAAGAGAAAGGCAUCACAUUACAACCAUACGAAAAACAUUGGCAGAAGUUGAUCAAGAAGGAGAACUACUACCGGAUGGAACACUGGCUGUGGGUGGACAAGCAAUUGCUGUCAUUUACUUCAGGGCUGGCUAUACACCAGCUGACUUUCCUUCAGAAUCAGAAUGGAGAGCUAGGCUAUUGAUGGAACAAUCUUCUGCCAUCAAAUGCCCUUCAAUUUCUUAUCAUUUGGUUGGUACCAAGAAGAUUCAGCAGGAACUUGCAAAACCCAAUGUUCUUGAGAGGUUCCUUGAAAACAAAGAUGAUAUUGCCAAACUGCGUGAAUGCUUUGCGGGAUUGUGGAGUUUGGAUGACUCAGAUAUUGCAAGAAAAGCAAUUGAAAGGCCAGAACUAUAUGUGAUGAAGCCCCAAAGAGAAGGAGGAGGAAACAACAUUUAUGGUGAUGCUGUGAGGGAAACCCUCCAAAAAUUACAGAAAGCAGGUUCUCAAGAAGAUGCAGCUUACAUUCUUAUGCAGAGAAUAUUUCCAACUACUAGUGCAGCAAUUUUGAUGCGUGAUGGUUGUUGGCAUAAGGAUCAUGCCAUUUCCGAACUCGGGAUAUAUGGUACUUAUUUAAGGAAUAAGGAUAAGGUCAUCAUGAACAACCAAAGUGGGUAUUUGAUGCGUACAAAAGUAUCGUCAUCAGAUGAAGGUGGAGUUGCAGCUGGUUUUGCAGUAUUAGAUAGUGUAUACCUCACUUGAAGUGGUAAGCCUGUGGAGUUUUCAGGGUAACCUUAAAGUAAAAACAUUAUAUUCUUGAUGGAUUGGUUGGUAACAUAUAAUGAAUCUUUGGUCAUAAUUUUAUUUCCCUUACUCCUUAACAAGUUAAGGAAAAGAGGAGACCUAGUUUGUUGUACUGAAAGCCGAAAGGCCUCUUGCUUAAUUCCAUGUUUCUGACCAGUAAAGAUUGAUUAACUGUUCAAACUGCUCUCUUUUGAUGGCAAUGACAUAAGAUGGUAAGCAUCCA